AUGGAUGUCAACGUUGGGAUCCAGUUUCUGUGUCUGCAGGAGCGUCAGGUCCGAGCCAUGCAUGGUGCCCAGGAAAUCAACUUUGUUGUAUUUGCUCAGGUAGUCCCAAAUUGGCACCAGCCCAUUCAAAGCAAUGUAGGACGCUCUCUUCUGGAACUGGAAGACGAGAUCUCCCAGGACCGCCGAGUUGCGCUUGAAGCUGGGGUAGAGCUCGUUAGCGGAACCGGUGUUGAAUAG
Molecule: messenger RNA, 237 nt
Organism: Clonostachys byssicola
Lineage: Eukaryota; Fungi; Ascomycota; Sordariomycetes; Hypocreales; Bionectriaceae
Source: the annotation of a GenBank genome assembly